Raphanus sativus (radish) is the source of this 1312-nucleotide messenger RNA. RefSeq lists its product as uncharacterized. Bases 341 to 727 code for a protein of 128 amino acids. The transcript has 3 exons. Gene Ontology annotation, molecular function: mRNA binding. Lineage: Eukaryota; Viridiplantae; Streptophyta; Magnoliopsida; Brassicales; Brassicaceae. Gene Ontology annotation, cellular component: cytosol; ribonucleoprotein complex. The record is from RefSeq and is a predicted model, not a curated record.
AGGUCUAACUGGGACUGUACUUUCGUCUAUGACAGUGUUAAUUUUUUUCUUCUCAACCUACGACAGUGUUAAUUAAGUUGGUCUUUCUGUACUUGGGUCUGGUCUUUCCAAGACGGAAAAGGUUUUCUCUUUAGAAAGUUCUCUCACAUUUCUAGUAUCUAGGUGUUUGUUUAUAUGAGAUUUAGAGGAUGGUUCUAGACUUCUAGACUAGAGCACCAUUAACGGGAGUGCUUAAUAAGGUGCUUAAUGAAUUUUUGAUUUAAAAAAAAAUGAAAAAGAACUAAUAAGAGAAGCAGCGGUGCUUAAUUAGGCGUCAGAAGAAGAGUUGCUUAGUGGACACAUGCUUAUUCUUUCUUCCUCCUCUCCGAGUUCUUCUUCCUCGUUCGAAACGGAGAUGGCGUUUCGACCUUCUCGGCUUCUGCAAACAUCAUCCAUGGCUGCUGCUCCUCACACAUUCCUCUCCUUCUCAUCGCCUCCGCGCCUCCUCACUUCUCCUUCAUCCACUUUCCCCCGUUCCUCAUUCGGCGGCGUCUCCCUCAACCUCCACCAUCGCCAAUCUGUGAAAACCAAUAACCCAGUCAAGAAUAUUCACAACAUGGUAAUGUCACUGAACUUCUCUGCUAUCGAAGUGAAGACAAUCAAUUCAGUUGAGUCUUGGGAAGAUGGUGUCCUCGUGGCUGUUUCAGGAUCUGUGAAAACAAAGGAGUUCAGCAACAUGUGUGGUUAAGAGCUUGGAGAGACGUUACUGAAUCUGUCACGUGCUUGGGGAGAACUCGCAGAUUGCUAAAGCGAUGAUUACAACUGAAGAGGUCUUAUCUGAAAAUACAUCACUAGCCUCAGUCGGUAAUGAAUCCAAGUCAAAUACGAGGAUGUUUAAGGUAAUGCUUGAUAACUAAUAUGAUUUCUCCUCUACGUUCACUGAAGCUACUUUUUACAGAUGAUUUUUUUUUUCUGUUUGAAACCUCAUAUUGCUUGCUACUGAGUUUGAUAGUAUCAAUUGGUCUGAUCAGAAUAUACACUUGUUAGAAUUUGCGAAUAGGUGAUAGAUGUUAUUACCUCUAAAACGAGAAAUCAUGCUCCUCCCUGAUUCUUAUAUACUCAACUAAACUCUUGUAAGGUUGAUGUUAGUGUUGGAUUUGGGAUGUAAAGCAUUUGUAUACUGAUGUGAUUUGCAAUGUUUAAAUUCUUUUAAGAACCCCUAAAUAAGAAACUUGCAUUGGAGUGAAAAACAAAUGUGUCUCUUAAAUAAAGUUUUUAACACAUAUUUAUUACUAAAAAAAUGAAUAAGAGCUCCAUAAGGGUGCUAGGGAUA